Puntigrus tetrazona (Sumatra barb) is the source of this 1489-nucleotide messenger RNA. RefSeq names its product methenyltetrahydrofolate synthase domain-containing protein-like. The coding region runs from base 114 to 929 and encodes 271 amino acids. The transcript has 8 exons. Gene Ontology annotation, cellular component: cytoplasm. The record is from RefSeq and is a predicted model, not a curated record. Lineage: Eukaryota; Metazoa; Chordata; Actinopteri; Cypriniformes; Cyprinidae.
GCCACUUAUGCAUCUAGCCUGUACCGUAAUUGUUGAAAGAAGAAGAACUUUAAGUAAAAUUAGAAGUCGGCUGUUCGUUGUUUUAUAGAAAGAGCUGUGAGCUUUUCCGCAUAAUGGAUUCAGUAAUAAGGAUUAUUCAAGGGGAUACUAAAUGGGACAUACGCCAUCAAAUAUGGAACUACAUCGAAGUGAAAAACCUGGCCAGUUUCCCUCGACCUGUGCAGAACAGAAUUCCCAAUUUCAAGGGUGCACUGGAGGCAUGUGCCAAAGUGCAACUCUUAGAGGUCUUUACCAAUGCUGCUGUGGUCAAGGUAGCUCCAGAUAAACCAUUAGAGGGAGUUCGACUAGCUUCUUUGCAGGCAAAAAAAACAUUGCUUGUUCCAACACCUCGUCUAAGAACUGGGCUGUUUAACAGGAUCAUUCCACCAAACAGUGCAACCAAAAAUGAACUGCGUAUUUGUUCUAGAUCUCAGCAUAUUAAAGAGUUGAGUAUUCCAGUCGGUUUAGAAGACAAAGUUCAGGUGGAUCUUGUUGUAGUUGGAUCAGUGGCUGUAUCUGAAAAAGGCUACAGAAUUGGAAAAGGUGAAGGCUUUGCAGACAUGGAAUAUGCUAUGAUGGCAUGCAUGGGAGCUGUGUGUGAUUCCACUGUGGUUGUCACUAUUGUUCAUGAUUGCCAGGUUGUGGACAUUCCAAAGGAACUAAUUGAAAGCCAUGACCUCACAGUUGACUUUAUUCUAACUCCAACAAGAAUCAUUAAAACUGAAUGUAGACACCCAAAACCACAAGGCAUCAUUUGGUCAAAGUUACACAGAGAAAAACUGAAGAAAAUACCCAUUCUGAAGAAACUGAAAGAACUGGAGCAGCAAGUUGGGAAAUAUGCAUCUUUAAAGACCACGCUUGCUAAAGACGAUGAAACUAAGAAAUCCUAAGAGCUAUGUGCUUUAUUGUCAACCCAAAUCAACCCAAAGGGCUCAGAGAGAUGGAAGAGAAUAUGCUGGCAGUGGACAAAGCAAAAGAGCAAUCCUGCUGAUGAAACCGUUACAGAGCACACUCAUCUUUUCAGAGGUUUUUCAUUAAUGGCCACAUCCUAUAUGCUGUGAAAAGGAACCAAACACCCUGGGAGGAUACCAAAAAGGGUGGUGGUAAUAGAUUAUUUUUUGGAGGAUAGUUGUAAUCAAGAGUUCUGAUCUGUACACUUUUCUAAACAAAAUUCAAAUAAAUGUACUGUGUGUGUGCCACUGGUUAAUGUUUACACAAAGAACUUAUAAUAUAAGAUGGGAAAAUGUGUCAUAAAAUGUGAGUUUUGCUGUGGCUUGAGCAAAAUAGUGUUUUUAAAAUGUCUAUUAUGUAUUUCUUGUUUAGAUUUCUUGUUAACAGUGUUAGGUAAAUGAGUACAUUUUAUGAUACAAGCUAUUCUAUAAAUAUACUUCUGUGCUUGUACACUGUAAUUGUGUUGAUAGAUUUGUGAACAUUAUUAUUAUUAAAUUUA